AUGACAAGCAUUUACCUAGCAAAAGGUCCUCUGUCAUUCGACGAGAUUAAGGAAAAGCUGCUUUCGUUUCCAACGCCUCUCAUAGAGACCAGCUCUCCCAAUGACGCAGCUCUUACGGAUGCCAUUUCGACGUUAUAUCUCCAUCCCGCUUUCGAAGCUCUCUUGCAUAUCCUCAACCAAGACCUCGCGUCUGCUCACUUCCUCGUAAGGCAUAUGCAGUGCGAGCCAGAAAUUGAAGGAAUGUGGAUCCACGGCAUCCUCCAUAGGAUAGAAGGAGACGUACAAAAUGCAAGAGCAUGGUAUGCUGAUGUCUGUGAGACUGAUGUGUUUGAAAAGGUCUGGGGCAAGUCUUCAGAGGAAGAGAAGAAUGAAGCAGAUGCCGAGAAGGAUGGGGUCAGGACGGGCAAGCUGCCGAAUCAAAGGAAGGCAAGGGAAUUUUUGGAUUGUGUCGAGGCCGUGCGCGAUGGCGACUUGAACGCAAAGCAGGAGCUUGAGAAAGACGCCAGGAGGGAAGUCGAGACAUUGCUGGAGUGGUGUGGGCAGAAGUUCGGGACCGAGAAGAACUUGGACGCAUCGAAAGCUUGGGUGCAGCCAGGUGGAAAUUCUGAUGUCGGGCAGAAGAAGCAGAGUAUGCUCACUGGUGGAGACGGCUUCAGGAAAUUCUGA
This is a messenger RNA of Pseudocercospora fijiensis CIRAD86, 666 nucleotides long. RefSeq lists its product as uncharacterized. Bases 1 to 666 code for a protein of 221 amino acids. The transcript has a single exon. Lineage: Eukaryota; Fungi; Ascomycota; Dothideomycetes; Mycosphaerellales; Mycosphaerellaceae. The record is from RefSeq and is a predicted model, not a curated record.